GCCCUACGCGCACCCGAUGGCGGCCAUAGGGGAGCGCGGUCUAGGGCUGCACAGGGCACCCUGUGCAGGGUCUGGGGCUGCUGUAGGGGCCGAGCUAUGGGCGCUGUAGGGACACCCCCGCAGAGCCGCCCCGCCGCAUGGGGACACACACAACCCGGCCCCGGCCCCGCGUCACGCGGCCCCGCCCGCGGGGUCAAAGCGCCUGCGCGCUGCGCAGCGGGUCACGUGCGGAAGCGGCACAGGCGCCCGGCGGCCCCGAAAGCGGCGGCGGCGGCGGGAGCGGAGCGGAGCAACGCAGCGCGGGCCGCGUCCAUGUCGGGCUUCGACACCAACCCGUUCGCCGACCCGGUGGACAUCAACCCCUUCCAGGAUCCCUCAGUGACACAGCUCACAAACACUAGCCAAAGUGGCUUGGAUGAAUUCAACCCCUUUUCUGAGAGUUCCCAGCUGACCAAUGCAGCACGGACGACGCCAGCCACGCAGCCCUCUGGCCACUCGCAGCCUGCUGUCCUGCAGACCUCCGCAGAGCCCACCUCCCAGGCCCUGGCUGCAGCAGCACAGGCUGGGCUCCUCCAGCAGCAGGCAGAGUUAGAGAGGAAGGCAGCUGAGUUGGAGAAGAAGGAAAGGGAAUUGCAGAGUAAUGCAGCCAGCAUUAAUCCAAGGCAAAACAACUGGCCACCUCUUCCCAAAAAGUGCCCAAUCAAGCCAUGUUUUUAUCAGGAUUUUUCUGCAGACAUCCCAGCUGACUACCAGCGGAUAUGCAAGAUGCUCUAUUACUUGUGGAUGUUGCAUUCAAUUACCCUGCUCCUAAACCUGCUUGCUUGCCUGGCAUGGUUCACAGUCGCGAUGGAAAGAGGAGUAGACUUUGGUCUCUCCAUCCUGUGGUUUGUUUUAUUCACCCCUUGUGCCUUUCUGUGUUGGUACCGACCAAUUUACAAGGCUUUCAGGUCUGACAGCUCCUUCAGCUUCUUCGUCUUCUUUUUCAUCUUCUUCUGCCAAAUUGCAAUCUACAUCAUCCAGGCUGUUGGCAUUCCUGGCUGGGGAGACAGCGGGUGGAUCGCGGCGCUGUCAGAGCUGCACGGGAACGUGGCCGUGGCUGUGAUCAUGAUGGUGGUGGCAGGAUUCUUCACACUCUGUGCCGUUCUCUCGCUCUUCCUUCUGAAGCAGGUGCACUCGCUGUAUCGGCGCACAGGAGCCAGUUUCCAAAGGGCCCAGGAAGAGUUUUCCCAAGGCAUCCUCACCAACAGGAGCUUCCAGCAUGCGGCGGCGGGAGCGACCUCCUCAGCUGUAGAGAGUGCUUUCCGGGGAAACUGACCCUUCCCGGGGCUGCCCUUCCUUCCUCUGCUUCCUCUGCCACUGUCACCCCGCCCUUCUCGGGGUUUGGGGUUUUGUGUUUUCUGAAGAUGCACUUUUUGGGGGUACUGUUAGUUGUGAUUCUGACGCCAGAUGAGGUCUGCGUUUUUAGCUUCAGUUGCCCUAUGUUCACAACGAUUAUUUUCCUUCCCUGUCUUGUUCUGGGGUAUGGGGAGAUAGGGGAGACAUUCUCUGAAGAAAAUAUAUUUCUCUAUCCAUAACA
This is a messenger RNA of Colius striatus (speckled mousebird), 1576 nucleotides long. RefSeq names its product secretory carrier membrane protein 2 (gene SCAMP2). Bases 97 to 1314 code for a protein of 405 amino acids. Gene Ontology annotation, cellular component: recycling endosome membrane; trans-Golgi network membrane. The transcript has 9 exons. The record is from RefSeq and is a predicted model, not a curated record. NCBI's taxonomy places the organism in Eukaryota, Metazoa, Chordata, Aves, Coliiformes, Coliidae. Gene Ontology annotation, biological process: protein transport.